Messenger RNA from Pyrenophora tritici-repentis Pt-1C-BFP, 753 nucleotides. RefSeq names its product cutinase precursor. Lineage: Eukaryota; Fungi; Ascomycota; Dothideomycetes; Pleosporales; Pleosporaceae. The record is from RefSeq and is a predicted model, not a curated record. Gene Ontology annotation, cellular component: extracellular region. Gene Ontology annotation, biological process: carbohydrate catabolic process. Gene Ontology annotation, molecular function: cutinase activity.
AUGAAGGCCUGCGCUCGCUCUCUGCUCGCCCUUACGGCCCUUGUUGCUACCACUUUUGCUGCACCAACACCAGAGACCGGUGUCAGCUUCCCCAUCACGGAUCUCCUCGACUCCGAUCUUACCAUCAACGAAUAUGCCGCCCAGCUUGAGGCCAAGAACGUCGAGGAACGUGACCUCACCAAACGCCAAUACAACAGCGACACCUACAACCAGCUGACAGACGGCACCCCAUGCCGUCCAAUCACCGUCAUCUGGGCUCGUGGUACUACGCAAUCUGGAAAUGUCGGCGAACCCAACUCGGAAGGCCCCGUUUUCUUCAAUGCCAUCGCCGCUGCCGUCGGAGGUGUUAACCGCCUGGCUAUCCAGGGUGUCACCUACCCAGCCAACGUCUUCGGCUUUUUGGCGGGAGGCGAUGCCGCAGGUGCUACUACAAUGUUUAACCUGAUCAACCGGGCUGUCACUCAAUGCCCAUCCACAAAGAUUGUCGUCACUGGUUACUCCCAGGGCGCUCAACUGGUUCACACAGCCACACAGAGGCUUUCAGCCGCAGCCGCCGCUCGUGUCUCCGCCGUUGUAACAUUCGGCGAUGCUGAUCGUGAUGAGACUUUUGGCCUUGUUGCCGCCUCCAAGGUCCUCAUCAUCUGCCACGAGGGUGAUAACAUCUGCGAUAACGGUAUCAUUAUCACCCCCGCGCACAGGAACUACGAGAUGGAUGCUCCGACUGCUGCUGCGUUUGUUGCAGCCCGCGUUUGA